AAAAUCUUUUCUUUUUUUCUUUCUUUCAUUCUUUUUGGUCGCGCACUUUCGCUAUGACUCCAAAACACUUUUUUCCUAAUAUAGUUGCCUUUACUUUUAAGUCAAAUCCAUAUUCAUGAUAUUCUACUUUCUUUAGCUGCACAUCCUCUCCUUUUCAUUAUAGAUUGAUUGGUUUUUCUAUUCGAACUCUUUCUGCCGAAUCGUAGACACUUUCUUCCGUUCUUGUUUCCCUUUUUUGCACAAGAUUGAUUGCCUCUCUAGUUAGAUGAACUGAAAUUCUUUACGCAUGGCUCUUAAUUAUCCUCUUUGUAAAUCUCUUGUCCUUAGUGAAAUAAUCACAACUCUUGCUUCGAUAUAUGCGAUGUUAAGGAAUUUCAUUGACUUCUUCCAAGCCAAUAAAUAUUUAUAGUUUUUUUUUUGCUUUUUUUUUUUUUUUUUUUUUCUAGCAUAACCAGAUUGCAGAGUAUUAAGCAAUAGUAAUAAAAUGAGGUUAACGAUCUAGAAUUUUUUUAUGCUAAUCAUAAUUCUAAUUAAUAUUCUUUUGUAAGUGAGAUCAAAUUUUAAAAUUCUGUCAAUAGAAUUAAUUUAAUAGCUUGUGAAAGUAGUAAAACAUUAACUAAAACUAUGGCUUAACUAAUUAAUGGCCGUUGUCCGAUUGAGGUAUAAAAGUUUGCAAAAGUCUUCCAAGAAAAUCAUUUCCAUUCAAGUGCUUAUCUUUGAACAAACCCUCAACCUAGACUAGUGUGAUUAAAAGUUAAGCGAUUCAGAUUUGCGAAAUAUGCGUUUAGAACUAGUUUUACUAAUUCUAACCGCUGUGCUCUCACAGCCGACCUAUGGCCAUGACGAUACAAACCAUGGAUCUGUUCGAUCACAUGGCCGGUUAGCUGCGGCUAACCCAGCAAAUCGUAAUUUCAAUCUACUUGACAUAUUAAGUCAGAAAGGUCUGGCAGGUCAAUCUUCACCAACAAUAGAAGUGAUACAAAGCGGCGAUGAUUGUAACGAUUGCGAUGAUGACGAUUAUUACGAAUAUGAGUAUUGUGAUGAUUGUGAUUACUAUUGUGAUGAUUGUGACGAUUAUGACGAUGAGGAUGAUAUAGACGAUGAUUAUUAUGUAAAUGACGAAGCAGGUCAAUCGGUGUCAACUUUGCCCGCAGAGAAGGAACUUCAUUUCCGUAAUGAACGAAAGGAGAAAAAUAGUAAGAAAACUCAUAAUCAGGAUAGCGAGGAUACGGAUGAUGAUGAUGAUGAUGAUGAUGAUAAUGAUGAUGAUGACAACGACGACGACGACGGCGACGACGGCGACGACGAUAACGAUGAUGCCGGUGACGAUGGCGAUAGUGAAGAUGAUGAAGAGCAAUUAAUAGACGAUAAUGAAGUCAGGGAAAGCGAUUCAGAAAACAAAGCUACACAAGUCCAAUCAAGUACUUCUCAAGUAAACCCACGGCAACAAAUUCGUGAUGAAGUGCAGGCUGUGUUGAAUGCCGUACGACGGUCUGAUAUGCUUAGAAGAGAACAGGCUCAUAGAAAACUCGUUAGAAGUAAUAGUAAGUGCAAAGCAGAAGUAAAGCGUUUACGUAGAAAGCUAAAAUACAAAGCCCAUGCUCAUCGACGCCGCAUUGCUGCCGCUAAGAGACGAGCACAAAGAAUGCGCAGACGUCGCCAGCAGAAGCAAAGACGUCGCCGAAAUAAAACAAGAACUGUAAAGGUUAAGGCUUAGUAUCUAAAU
Molecule: messenger RNA, 1726 nt
Organism: Glossina fuscipes
Lineage: Eukaryota; Metazoa; Arthropoda; Insecta; Diptera; Glossinidae
Product: acidic repeat-containing protein-like
Exons: 2
Coding region: 779-1717 (312 amino acids)
Source: RefSeq, a predicted model, not a curated record